Messenger RNA from Phytophthora sojae, 3053 nucleotides. RefSeq lists its product as hypothetical. Lineage: Eukaryota; Oomycota; Peronosporomycetes; Peronosporales; Peronosporaceae. The transcript has 5 exons. The record is from RefSeq and is a predicted model, not a curated record. Gene Ontology annotation, molecular function: fumarylacetoacetase activity. Gene Ontology annotation, biological process: homogentisate catabolic process; L-tyrosine catabolic process; L-phenylalanine catabolic process. The coding region runs from base 1659 to 2936 and encodes 425 amino acids.
CGGACGGCAAGGAGGAGAAGGCGCGCAUCCGGGUACGCUACGCUGUGCUCUGCGCUCGGUCUGUGGCUGAAGCGCUGAGUGGGUCUUUUGCUGCUGCUGCUGCUCUCAGGUGGAAGGAAUCAUCCGUGACGACUUCACGAUGGAAGGCUACGAGAUCCUCGAGCUGCUGUGCGAGCUCCUGGCCGAGCGAGCGGUGCGUCUGUGUCCGCCGCCUCGACUCCCCGCAUUGACUGUAGCUGAGCUGGGCUAACCCCUGUUGUGGCAUUGCAGAACCUCAUCAAGACGGAGGCCGACUGUCCGUACGACAUGCGCGAGGCCGUGUGCACGCUCAUCUGGGCGGCGAGUCGCACCGAGAUCCCGGAGCUGGCCGAGGUCAAGAAGCAGCUCACCAAGAAGUACGGGCAGGACUUCGAGGCCGCCGCCAUCCGCAACGUGGACGGCUGCGUGAACGAGCGCGUGAUCCAGAAGCUCAGCGUGCAGCCGCCCAGCGCGUUCUUGGUGGUCAACUAUAUGAAGGAGAUCGCCAAGGAGUUCAAGGUGGACUGGGAGCCCGACGAGGCGGAGGUGACGGACCCGCUGGCGCCGAUCCCGGCACCGACAGGCGCCACCGUCGUGAGUGCAGCUGUGUCUGGUCCCGAUUUUGCCGCCCUCUACGCCUCGGUACGGGUGUCUUCAUGGUAUUUCGCAGCCUGGACCCCAGACUGAUCGUUCUAACACUGCAGUUUGUGUGAUGUGAUGCGAUGCGAUGCAGGCCCCUCCGCCCGGCAACAUCCCUUCCUACCUGCCGAACGUCCCAUCCGGUGCGCCUAGCACCGCCCCCACUGCGCCUGCUGCUCGGCAAGGUUCUUUAUCGCGGCGGACGGUGGACACCUACACGAACCAGCCAACCCACUACUACUCCACAAUGUCAUCGCAACCGGUUUCCCAGUACGAUGACGCUCCUGCCGAGUCCGCGCAGCUGACACCAGCUCCGUACAGUGAAAAUCUUCCACCCGCUGCAGUUCCAGCUCCUGCUCCUGCUCCAGCGGCCCCAACUUCCAGUGGCGGAAUCCCCGACUUUGACGAGCUUACUGCUCGCUUCGAGCGGCUGCGCAAGCGGCAGGACCGACACGACCAGGACAACACUUCCUUCACGUUCUAGGCGUGCACGUACGUAAUACCUAUAUCGAUAAAAUGGUUCGCUACACAUUGCUUUGCACCAGCAAAGCACUCGAUGUUGGCUUUGAUCGAGCGGUUGCGCGACACCAAACCGCCAUUGGCUUGGCCUCAGAAAAUCAAUAGUGUAGCAUAUCCGGUCGGUAACUCAAGACGAACCGUAGCCACAAAGUUGCUGCUCUUGGCGAAGGCUACUCGGCAUGUCAAAGUGCCACCAGUGCUGGUCGCUGUCUGCAAGAGGACAAGCACUCCGUUGAGACGAAUUGCGCUGACGUACAAAUGAGACGAGUUUUGCGUUAGGACGCGCCUCAAAACUCUUAACCACUUUACUGAAAUCAAGGUGAAAACCAUCCGUACAGCUUCUUUUGCAGCGUUAAACCAGGUUGAACUUGCGCGCCACACCAGCGGCACACAGCGUACACAGCGCCACGCACUUCAAGAUCAUUCCCAAACCUGCCGCCGACCGCCCAAGCCUCCGCCUUGCCUCCGUCCCCGCCGCCGCCAUGAGCUUCGUGCCCGUCGCCCCCGACUGCGACUUCCCCAUCCAGAACCUGCCGUACGGCGUCUUCUCCCCCAAGGGCGGCGAGAAGAAGCGCGUGGGCGUCGCCAUCGGCGACUUCGUGCUGGACCUGUCGGUGGUGGAGACCGAGGGCCUCUUCGAGGGCUUCGACGCCGCCGGCUUCCACGACUCGUCGCUCAACAGGUUCAUGGCGCAAGGACCCAAGGCGUGGGCCACGGCUCGCGCCACCAUCCAGCGCCUGCUUUCCGCCGACGUGCCGACGCUGCGCGACAACGCGGCGCUGCGGCAGCGUGCGCUGAUCCCCCUGCAGAACGUGCGCAUGCACCUGCCGGCCAAGGUCGGCGACUACACGGACUUCUACUCGUCGCGCGAGCACGCCACCAACGUCGGCCGCAUGUUCCGCGGGGAGAACAACGCGCUGCAGCCCAACUGGCUCCACUUGCCUGUCGGCUACCACGGACGCUCCUCGUCGCUGGUGCCGUCGGGCACCAAUGUGCGUCGCCCGUACGGCCAGCUCCAGGCUGACAAGACGGACCCGUCUAAGGGCUCCGUCCACGAGCCGUGCCGCGUGCUGGACUACGAGCUUGAAAUGGCGUUCUUCGUUGGCGCCCCGAACAACCUUGGCGAGCCGAUUCCGAUGAGCAAGGCGGAAGACCACAUCUUCGGCGUGGUGCUCAUGAACGACUGGAGUGCUCGUGAUAUUCAAAAGUGGGAGUACGUUCCGCUCGGACCGUUCGGAGCCAAGAACUUCGCGACCACCAUCUCGCCGUGGGUCGUGCCGCUGGCAGCUCUCGAGCCGUUCCGGUGCGAGCCGAGCUUUGGCCCGGUCCAGAAGGACCCUACUCCGCUGCCGUACAUCACGGACCCCAAUUAUGCCCGCGGUACGUACGACAUCAAGCUGAACGUGGCAAUCAAGCCGGAGGGCUCGGAGAAGGCCUACACCGUGACCAAGAGCAACUUCCGCAACAUGUAUUGGAACAUGAAGCAGCAGCUUGUCCACCACACGGUCACGGGAUGCAACAUGCAGCCUGGCGACCUCUUGGGCAGCGGCACUAUCAGCGGCAGCACGGACGACAGCCUGGGCUCGAUGCUGGAGCUGAGCUGGCAGGGCACGCGCGAGGUCGCCCUCGGAGACAGCGGCCUCACGCGCAAGUUCCUGCAGGACGGCGACACGGUGGCGGUCACGGGAUACUGCCAGGGAGACGGCUACAGGAUAGGCUUUGGAUCGUGCGAGGGCAAGAUUCUGCCUGCACACCUGUGAGCCGUCAGUGGGCAAGGCGUGAAGGAGAAGGUGUGUGUCUCCGUCCGCGUAUUGAGCGUGCCGCGCUGCAAAGUAGUAUGAUUUACCGGUACAUCAAUAAACGCACUGCCGCAUUGU